Molecule: messenger RNA, 2145 nt
Organism: Cygnus olor (mute swan)
Lineage: Eukaryota; Metazoa; Chordata; Aves; Anseriformes; Anatidae
Gene: NKX1-2
Product: NK1 homeobox 2
Exons: 3
Coding region: 1-1092 (363 amino acids)
Biological process (GO): cell differentiation; regulation of transcription by RNA polymerase II
Cellular component (GO): nucleus
Molecular function (GO): DNA-binding transcription factor activity, RNA polymerase II-specific; RNA polymerase II cis-regulatory region sequence-specific DNA binding
Source: RefSeq, a predicted model, not a curated record
AUGAAUAUUGAUCCGCAGCUUGUUACAGCCAUCACUUGCCGUCAGGACAGCCCCUCGGCGGGGGAGGGCGGCGCUCGCUGCGCCCCCGCGGAGCUCCGCGCGGCCGGCGGCGGGGAGGGGGCGCGGGGCCGCGUGCCAAUGGCUGCGCUGCCCCCUCCUCUGCCCCCACCCCGCCGCCGGCCCCUCCGCCCGGCUUCUCCUCCCCGCCGCUCUCGCUCCGAGCCUCCAGCGCCCCGCCGGCGGCUCCGGGAGGAGGCGGCGGCGGCGGCGGCGGCUCCGCGGCAGCGCUGCCGCCCGCGGGUCCCCGGCGGAGCGGAGCGGGGGAUGCCGGAAUGCCCGGACGGCGGGGCCAAGGAGCCCCCCGUCCCGCAUAGGAUCUCCUUCUCCAUCCUAGACAUCCUGGAUCCCCAGAAGUUCACCCGGCGAAACCAGGCGGCCGCGGGGAGCGGGGGCGAGCAGGAGAAAAGUUUGGCGAGAGUUGAAGUGGGAACGGGCGCUGCUCGCCACGGGAGCGGCUGGGAUAAGCUCGAGGCGGACGAUGCGGAGAGCGGAGCCGAGGCAGCGGCCGAGGAGGGCCCGGGAGCUGCCUGCACGACCCCCGGCCCCGCUCCCGGUCCCGCAGCCCCGGAGGAACCGGGCUCGCCGCGGGGCGGGCGGCGGCGCCGAGCCGAACCGAGCUGCGCCAAACCCCGGCGAGCCCGGACGGCUUUCACCUACGAGCAGCUGGUGGCCCUGGAGAACAAAUUCCGGGCCACCCGGUACCUGUCGGUGUGCGAGCGCCUCAACCUGGCGCUGUCGCUCAGCCUCACCGAGACGCAGGUGAAGAUCUGGUUCCAGAACCGCCGCACCAAGUGGAAGAAGCAGCACCCGGCCCCCGACGGCUCGGCCGCCCCAGCGCCCCCCAGCACCGCCGCCCGCGGCCCCCCGAGCCCCCCGGCGCGCCCCGCCGCGCCCCCCGGCCGGACUCUGCCCCCCUUUGCCGCCGCCGAGCUCCUCUUCCCGGCCGCCUCGCCCUUCCCGCUGGCCGCCGGCCCCUUCGCCCCCUUCCUGGGGCCCGCGUACCUCGGGCCCUUCUACGGCCCGCACCUCUGAGGUCUCCUACGGCCCGCACCUCGGGGGUGCCACCGCCGCCGGGCUCCUGAGCGCGCUCCCGAUGCACUUGGAGGCGUUGGGAUGGAGCUGGCGAGCCUCUAGCCACGUGCCGGUAACCUCCAGAGCCUUCUCCAAGCUUCUUUUUAAACCGUUCCUCGUCGCCGCGUGGCUUGCCGGCGCAUGCCUCGGAGCUGGAGCGCCCAGGAGCUGCGACGCUCGCCACCACCGCCGGGACCCCGCUGCCUCCCAUCCGGCUCCCGGGGAUGCGAGCGAGCGAGCGAGCCAAGACGGCCCCAAGCCUCUGCUGUUGCCCCCGGACCCGGCGGAGCUCCGUGUGCCCCACUUUUUUACACCACUUCACCCGUCGGACCUGAAAACUGCGAGGCGUGCACUCGGUACCCUGCCGAGGAGGGGGUUUUCUUUUGGCUGGAGGGGCAGGGAACCGCAGCGCCGUGCCAGCGGGCGAGGAGCGCAAAGUCUGCUCGGUCAGUGGGAAGGUAUUCGAUUGCUGCUAAUAUGCGUCGCCCCUCUGCCUUUCUUUUCAGUCCAUUCCCGUUGACUUCAAAGGGUUUAGAGGAGACGUCUAAAGAUCGCUCCUCUCGCAGAGAACGGGUGUUCCUGUAAGAACAGCGUUAGCGCCAAAUGAGGCAGAAACGAAAACAUAAAUCAGAGAAAAUGAUUACAUUAUUCAUUUCUUUAAAAACGGGGCAUUUGUGGUAGAAAAUAAGUAAAACGCAGAAUCUCCCGCAUGCAGAGACCUAUUUUCCAUAACAGAGAAACACAUGCUUUUUCUUUUUUCCUUUUUGGAGCAUUUCUCAGAAAGGAAAAUCAUAUUUCAUCUUCAUCGUUACAAGCAGCGGAAUGAAAAGGAAUUCUGGCUGGGGGCUGAUCCCUCCCCGAGCGGCCGGGAAGUAAUUGGGUUUAAAAAAAAUCCGUCUCGCGCGGUUUCGCAAAUUAUUGCAACACGCCGCUCCGGAGUGUAUCCCCUCGGUCUCACCAUGCUUUAAAGUACACAUUGGCUCUCCAACCAAAAAUCUUAGCUCGUAAAUCCUA